CAAACAAAAUAACAAAAACUGUAAAUACAGAGUAUUAUAAAACAGAACAAAUAAACGUGGGAUCCCAUUAUCAUAUUCAACGAAGGAGGAAGGCGGAUGAGUGAAUUGCAGACGGUAAUAACAACAGUACACAUUACCUACAGUAAUACUGACUAAUGAAUGUUAACUGUAUACCAAUAAAAAGGUCACAGUGUCGAUGUAACGAGCAGGAUCUGUGUAUUAUUUAUAGACAGACCAACACGCGGUUUUAUUUAUCUAGAGCCGCCCACCCGGCCGACUCUAACCCGCCGUUCAGCAAUCGCGACAUCCAUACCAUACUGUGUUAAAAAACUUAAUGUCGUUUAUGAUUUAUGAGUGUUCAUUUCACAUGUUUGGGUAAAGAUAUGUCUAUUAUAAGAAUAUUUGUUCAUUUGAUUCAGAGUUUCAAGUUUAGGCUUAGUUAUUACCCACUAAAAGCAUAGUAAGUAGGAAGAAGAAAAGCUUAUUUCAUGUCAUUUGUAGAACACGGAUCAUAAUUUCUGUGAAGUAGUAAAACAAUGUAUUUAACUGUUUCCUGUUAUAAUAUAUUCUUAGGCAGUUGAAAAAAGUCCAGAUUAUAAAUGAAGUCCUGUCCGAACACUCUUCGCUAGAUCAUUUGAACUUGGAACGUUUGGUUAUUGUGGCACAUCAAAAGCAGUCACGUAAAAGCUGUCGCAAAGAACAGACGCGUUGUCGCCCGCCUCCUGGCCAGUUUUAGCCUGAAAAGGAUACCCGUGUUUAUUUCGGGGCACAUAGUCUUGGUGAUUGCUUUUGGAUGAUUGCCGUGGACUUGGCUGGUUACGUAAAUUGUGGGAAGUGCGUGUGUUAUUACUUGGCUCCGAAUGUACCGUUGAAAGCUCAAUUUUAAUGAUCUCACAUGUUAAAGGCUCCUAACAUUUUAAUCUAAACAGUGAUCAAUUUCGGAGAUCCUCUAUGUUGGACACACCACAUGUUACCAACACUGUCGAGACUGUAGAAACGUGGUGACUGUUGAUACAAUAAACAAAGUUUCGGUCGUGUCUGUGCAUCGAUGUCUCAUAUUGAUAAAGUAAGUGCUGCAUCAGCACCAAGUGAAUGUGUUAAAAGGAAUACGAAUAUAUGUGAAGUUAAUCAAUCUUCGAAGUGAGUGUGCAAAACCGUAACAGUAGUAUUUGAUAACAUUAUAGUAGAGAUGCAUACCUCAUGGAUAGUGAGGGUAGACUAGUGUUUUGGAAGAGCGGUGUAUGGGAGGGAGGAGCUCCCACUUUAAACUGCAACACCUGUAAGAAACGACGCUCUGACAGAAUGAGCGCUAACGAUCGCCCACAGGGUGAGCUAAAAAAACUCUCUGAGGAGAGUUUGACGCGCCAGCCGGAGGAGGUGUUCGAUAUAAUAUGCAAGUUAGGCGAGGGCUCCUAUGGCAGCGUGUACAAGGCGCUGCACAAGGAGAGCGGCCAGGUGCUGGCCAUCAAGCAGGUCCCCGUGGACACGGACCUGCAGGAGAUCAUCAAGGAGAUAUCCAUCAUGCAGCAGUGCGACAGCCCCUACGUCGUCAAGUACUACGGCAGCUACUUCAAGAACACCGACCUAUGGGUGAGAGAUUCAGAGGUCACAAUAUGUUUAAUUGUAAUGGAAUACUGCGGCGCGGGGUCCGUGUCCGACAUCAUGAGGCUACGGAAGAAGACGCUAUCAGAAGACGAGAUAGCCACCAUCCUCUGUGACACGCUGAAGGGUCUGGAGUACCUGCACCGGCGGCGGAAGAUCCAUCGGGACAUUAAGGCCGGGAACAUUCUCUUGAACACGGAGGGUCACGCUAAACUGGCUGACUUCGGUGUGGCUGGACAGUUGACGGACACGAUGGCGAAGCGCAACACAGUGAUCGGCACCCCGUUCUGGAUGGCGCCCGAGGUCAUCCAGGAGAUCGGCUACGACUGCGUGGCCGACAUCUGGUCGCUGGGCAUCACGGCGCUGGAGAUGGCGGAGGGCAAGCCGCCCUACGGGGACAUACACCCCAUGCGGGCCAUCUUCAUGAUCCCCACCAAGCCGCCGCCUUCCUUCAGGGAACCAGAUCAAUGGUCUCCAGAGUUCAUAGACUUCGUCAGUCAGUGCCUCGUGAAGAACCCUGAUGAGAGAGCCACCGCCGAGUACCUGCUAACACAUGAAUUUAUUGGUAACGCGAAGCACCCGAGCAUCCUGAGCACGAUGAUAGCGGAGGCGCGCGAGAUCCGCGAGAGCCAGGUGUUCCGCAACGCGCAGCAUCACACCAACAACGCCAAGACCUUCGCGGCGGACGCGAACUACUCGGAGGCGACGAUGAAGGCGAGUGGGGACGGGACGCUGGUCCCCGCGCGGGACGAGCUGGCCGCCGACCUGGGGACCAUGGUCAUCAACGAGCCUGAUGCAGACCUGGCCACCAUGAAGCGCCACGACACGGACCCGAUGGACACGAACCGUCCUAAGUACCGGCCGCUGUUCCUGGAGCACUUCGAGAAGAAGGAAGUCAACCACCUGAACAUCGGCGCCAACACCAACGGGACGCUGCCCGCAGCCCCCCGACACGCGGUCGCCGCGCACAGUGUGGAAGGCGGCGAGCCCGAGUCGGAAGUGAACCCGGCGCUAGCUUUCCAGCGCGCCUUCGUGGAGGAGGGCAACUUCGAAUUUGUAAGUCAACUGCACGUCGUGUCCCUGCUCCCGCUGCGACACUCGCAGCCCUCGCCGCGCGCGCCUGGGCUACCUGUCGGUGGGCGAGCUGGAGGCCCGCAUGGCGCGGCUGGACGCGGAGAUGGAGGCCGAGAUCGAGCUGCUGCGGGCGCGCUACAACCGCAAGCGGCAGCCCAUACUCGACGCCAUACACCUCAAGCGGAAGCGCCAGCAGAACUUCUAGCAAGGGCCACGUAACGCACAAGGGCUCCAGGUACUAUUAUAUCAUCGUAGCAUAAGAAGCAGUCUUACAGUAAACUAAUAAAUUGUGCUAACCUUUGUCAAAAAUGUAGCUAAGGUUUAAAAUCAUCAACUUAUUUGUUUCAUAUGAUCUUACAAUUUCAAUUAGGUGCUUUUCAUUAGAAGGUGCCAAAGAGGAAAUGCGACUGUUCAUAUUGUUCCUAGUUCCCUGACAUGAUUCGGCCUAAAUAUUUUUGAAAAGUUUUGUCUCCUGCUUUUGGCCAAAAACCGUGCCAUUCGUGUGGAAGUUUCGCUGUGUGCUCACUACUGUGCCGCUUGAUUCAAAGUUGAAGUUAUUUCAGAUGGCUCUAGCAUUUUACUGAUGCUUCUGUCUUUAACCCACGCCGUGUUAUACAUAUUUUGGAACCCAAAUACUUCACUUUCAGUCUCACUCAUUGUUGCAUUUUCUUUUCCGCCAAUCUACGUAACUUCAACCUUGUGUCAAGCUCCAUGCGUGACAUAAAUGCAAUGGAUAAUAUUUUGGGAGGUCUCUGCUAUGUCUGCGCCCCCAUUAGUUUUAGUCUAGCUUGUUAAUAUAGAUUGUUAUCGUAGUGUAAAGUAGCGAUAAUUAACAUAAGGACACGUAAGGUUGCUGAAACAUAUCCCCAGGGCGGACAGAUGGCGCCACUAUUUACCGAGGUAAACGGUAGCACGUCUUGUGUAUUUUCUUUUCCUUGCAAAAUUGUAAGUCUUAAUUGACAUCAAAGUAACAUAAGUAUUCCGCUAAUAACUAAAUUCAAUUGACGUUACUUUUGUGAUCGGGCAAUAUCAACAGCAUUCGUUGUAAUAAGUCUUCACAGCCACACGUCGGUGCAGACAUGAUCUGAUUUCGAUUAUUGAAGUGAAAGAAAAUACACGUCCGCCGCCUAGACUACUUUAUUAAAAUAUAUGACAAUAUUAUUUGUAGAUAUUACUAGUAAUUAUUGUGACAUUUGGUUUCAACACGACUGUUUCUUUUUGUUUGGUGUAUUGCGUUCGAACAGUUAUUUAUUAAGUUCCUUAUGUUUUAGAUCUCAGAUGUAUCUCGCAUACUGUAUUAUAUAUACGUAUAUAUUGUAAUUAGAUUAUAUUAUUCACUCAAUUUGUACAUUGUUUACGACAUUGUAGUGGGUUGUGAGAUGAAUUUAUUGAAAAUAUAAAUAAUACAUUUGAACUUCUAUUAUCUAGUGGAACAGAUAGCUGUACAUGGGAGAGGUUUCUUUUAAGGGUAACCUUGAUUCAGGUACUAACAACAAGAUUAUACGUUUUAAAGUUCGUUUCGAUUCUCACUAACAGUUUUGAUACUUGAAAUAAGCAGAGUAACAUCUUUAAACAGACAUCUGUCAGCUUCCGAAGUACUCGCUAUGUGUUCCACUCCAUUACUUCUUGUACCGUUAAAUCCUUAUACCUAUUGGUAGUCAGUUACCUAUCCUUUAAGGGUAUCCUCUAAUUCUCACAAGAUUUUAUGCAUUUCUACAUUAUAAUAAAGUUAAAUAAUUAGCAAAUAUUAUGAAAUAUUAGCGAUAACGAGUGAUUAUUUGAGCUGGACAUAGAUAGCUGUUUUCAUGUAAUAUAUGUCUUUUGCCAUAUAUAGAGUAUUUUGCUAAUGUUAAGGUGGACACUGACUGGGAACUUUUGCAUAUUGGGUGUCAAUCGUGGAUGACACAUGCCUCUUGUUUCCCUUUAUUCAACAGCUCCCGAUCAGCAUCCAUCUUUAGUGAUCAUCUUAAUCGAUUUGAAAUCAAAUAAUACAAAAGUUUAGAAGUGCCAUUAAAUAUAAAUGAAGAAAUCAUAGUAUUUUCGUACUCAAAGCAAUAGUUAUACAUUAGAAGACUAUAUCUUUUGUCAAUAAAGUAUAGAAUAUCGGCGAUAUAUUUUUUGUGCCAUUAAUGAUAACAAAAUUACAGUUUUUGAUGAUAUGGGUAUAUUUUAAGUCUGCUUUCAGGCUGCAAAAGGCUACUAUUUUGUUAUAUUCAUUGCAAUAUUGUUAUACAGAGAUGUAGAGCCGACACCACUCUGGGAGCAGACAGCUUUUAUUUAUUAAUAUUUUGAACUCCUAAAGCUUGAACGAAAUUAUUCGUAAAGUACUACUUUUGUAAUAUUUUAGCCUUAUACUUGAAUAUGUUCUGAGCUUGUAAGUGUCCUGACAUUCAGGCGAAAUGUUUCAGAGAAAUAAUCAUUUGCAAAAAGCAAUACGGGUCGGCAGAGAAACUAAUAUAAUGAACGCUUGGUAAAGUAUAAGUAUUCCAUGGCAAACAAGAAUAUCAAUAAGGUUAAACAUUGAAAUUAACUGAAAUUAUUUAAGUGUUAGUCUAGUGAAGGCGCUGCCGACUCUCAACUGGCCUACUAAAUGAUUUGGAAAACUAAUUCGUCUUUUUAAAAUGUACAGGGUAAAAUUAUACUAAAUUUUAUGAUUGUGAAACUCGCUUGGACAGCAGUCACAUGCUUUUAAAAUUCAGUUUGUCAUAUUUGGACUUUCACUCGAUUUUUACAAUUUUUUUGAAUUAUAAUGUAAUCAACCCUAAUUUUUGGAUGAAGUUAUAUAUUUAAUUUUAAGUACUGUAACAAAUUUAGGAUAUUGAUAGGUUGAAGUAAGUGGCAAUGAUAACAACAGUAUAACGCGUGUUGUUGCUAUUGACAUUUAAAUGAAAAUGAUCCUUAAUGAGAAUGAUUUGCAUUGUUUUAAAUUAGGUUGUUUACUGAUACCGUGAUCUUGUAUUUAGCCAAGAGACAAACAUUUGCAUUUUGUGAUUUAGAUUACAGAAAAUCAGAUUAUUAUUAGAAUACCGAUCAGUACGCGAUUGUAAAUCAUUGCCAUUAAGGUAGAGUAUCGAACAAAGCAGUAUAGUGUUGUUGAGCUCUUGAGCUAGUAAGUUUGUUGUUGGACGAAUACGACGACGCUUUGACCACGAUCGGCGUGAUUUUGUAAUGUAUGGCUGGCUGUAAACCGCACGAUACUUAAAAAAUCUUAUGAAAUCUACUGAAAAGUUUAAUUUUAAUUAAAACUGCGUAAGAACUGAUGACGUAGAACUACGCAGAAUGUACAGGCAAUAGAAAUACAGUAAAUGGUGUCACGGUGCCGUCUAAAGCUAGAUUUUAACCAAGAAAGUAGUAAUUAAUGAACUUAUGAAAGUGUUAUGUUUAGGAUUGCCAGCGUAUUUCUAUUGUUCCUGUACACUUAAUUGUAAUUGUAAUUGGCAAAAAAAAUAUGGGAAUCAAGUUGCUGCAAAAAAGACUACCUACCUAUAUAAUUUCGCCCAAAAUUACAUAUUAACAACGAAACGAUUUACUUUGAUAAGUAGCUCAAAGUCAGCUCAAUAAAUAAGAUUAAUAGUUGCAGCGUGUCCGGUGUCGCGCGGCGUGCAGCCGGCCUGCAGCCGGCCUGGAGCCUUGUAUUAUAGUUUGUUGUAGAGUAUGAUGGAAGUGCACUUUGUAAUUCAGUAGCCUGUUGACAAGUGUUGAAUAGCUGCGUACGCAUUAUAUUUUUGGACAGACAACUCACUGAAAUAAAAAGAUUAAU
Molecule: messenger RNA, 6436 nt
Organism: Trichoplusia ni (cabbage looper)
Lineage: Eukaryota; Metazoa; Arthropoda; Insecta; Lepidoptera; Noctuidae
Gene: hpo
Product: serine/threonine-protein kinase 4
Exons: 11
Coding region: 1201-2895 (564 amino acids)
Biological process (GO): protein phosphorylation; intracellular signal transduction; protein tetramerization
Cellular component (GO): cytoplasm
Molecular function (GO): protein serine/threonine kinase activity; ATP binding
Source: RefSeq, a predicted model, not a curated record